UGUUGAAAAAAAAAACAGAUACAAUGUUGAGAAAUCCUACAAAGACCUUUGUUAGAUAUAUUGUAACAGAACCAAAACGAUUAAGACUUGAAGGAAAAGUUGCUAUAGUAACAGCAUCCACAAAUGGUAUUGGUUACUCCAUUGCUGAGUGUUUUGCUGAAAAUGGUGCAAAGGUUUUGAUAAGCAGCCGAAAAAAAGAGAAUGUUGAAAAAUCUGUAUUAGCACUGAAAGAAAAAGGUUUUGAUGUUAGGGGCAUGGUUUGUCAUGUUGGAAAAUCUGCAGAUAGAAAAAAUCUCGUAGAAAAGGCAUUAAAUGAUUUCGGAAAAAUUGAUAUUUUUGUUUCAAACGCAGCUGUAAACCCUGUUGCCUGCCCAUUGUUAGAUACACCAGAAGAAGCUUGGGAUAAAAUUUUCGAUUUGAAUCUAAAGUCAAGUUUUUUGUUGGCAAAAGAGGCAGUUCCUCAUUUAUCUAAAACAAGAGGUUCUAUGUUGUUUGUGUCAUCAGUUGCUGGGUUUAUGCCAAUGCCGCUCCUCGGUGCUUAUUCGAUAUCCAAAACUGCACUAUUGAGUUUAGUUAAGGUUUUAUCUGCGGAAUGUGCAUUGAAAGGUGUUCGUAUAAAUGGUUUGGCACCUGGUGUUAUCAAGACAGAUUUUAGCUCAUUCUUAACUAAUUCUGAUCAAAUUAGUGCAUCAUUUCUUGAGCAAACACCAAUGAGAAGAUUUGGUGAGCCUGCAGAAUGCGCUGGAGCUGCCGUAUUUUUAUCUUCAGACGAUGCUUCUUACAUAACUGGAGAAACUAUUGUUAUUGGUGGAGGUUACAACUGUAGACUUUAAAAUUGCAUCUUUAACAUGCAUGAUGCAUAAAAAUUAUGUUAACUCAUCAAAGUUAGACUUUCUUAUGGAAAAAAUCUCUUGCUUAACUUAUUCUGCCUAUUGUGCAACACAAUAUCUGGUAGUUAAGAUGUAGUAAUUAAAUAAUUAUAAAUAAAGUAAAUAUUCUUGUAA
Hydra vulgaris (swiftwater hydra) is the source of this 1004-nucleotide messenger RNA. RefSeq lists its product as uncharacterized. NCBI's taxonomy places the organism in Eukaryota, Metazoa, Cnidaria, Hydrozoa, Anthoathecata, Hydridae. The record is from RefSeq and is a predicted model, not a curated record. Gene Ontology annotation, molecular function: carbonyl reductase (NADPH) activity.